ACGGCCAAGAGCCCAGAGCAGCAAUGCAAACAUAGCAAAACCCCGCUGCUCCGGAUCGCGCGCGUGAGCUGAUCUCACCUUAUCCGGACACCCACACGAAGACGGGCGCUAACAAUCACCCAGCAGCUGCCAUGGAGCGGAGGCUGUCGGCGGUGUCCAGGCGGUCCGCGCCGUCGCCCAUCCAGCAGCUGUCCCACCUGGCGCAGCGCGUCGGCGCCGUCAACCUCGCCGAGGGCUUCCCCGACUUCCCCGCGCCGCCGCACGUCAAGGCCGCCGCUGCCACCGCCAUCGCCGCGGACCUCAACCAGUACAGGCAUGUGCAGGGGAUCUGCGACAUCCUCGCCAACACGAUGAAACGGGACCAUGGCCUCGACGUCGACCCGCUCACGGACUUCGUCAUCUGCUGCGGCCAAUCCGAAGCAUUCGCUGCGGCAAUCUUUGCAAUAAUCGACCAAGGAGAUGAAGUUUUGCUCUUCGACCCUGCUUAUGAAACGUAUGAGACAUGCAUUGAGCUAGCUCGAGGCGUCCCUGUGUAUGUGCCAUUGGAUCCACCUUCUUGGACUCUGAACGAAGACAAUUUUCUGAAAUCUUUUUCAAGUCGGACCAAGGCAGUGGUCUUGAACAGCCCACACAAUCCAACAGGGAAGGUCUUCAGCAAAGAGGAGUUGCUUAUUAUCUCUCAGGCUUGUCAGAAAAUGGACUGCUUUGCGAUAACUGAUGAGGUUUAUGAGUAUAUUACUUACGAUGCAAACAAGCAUAUCUCACUGGCUUCUCUUCCAGGGAUGCAAGAGAGGACCAUCAUCACAUCCUCACUGUCAAAAACUUACAGUGUAACUGGUUGGAGACUCGGUUGGGCUUGUGCAGCAGCAAGCAUCGCCUCAGCUAUUAGAAAUAUCCACAUUAAACUAACAGAUUCAGCUCCUGCACCAUUCCAAGAAGCUGCGUUGGUUGCUUUAACAAGCACAGCAGACUACUACACAUCCCUGAAAAAAGACUAUGAGGUGAAAAGAGACUUCAUCCUUCAGUUGCUGAAAGACUUCGGCUUCAAAAUCAGCUUCAAGCCACAAGGUUCAGUAUUUGUGUUUGCUGAGCUGCCAAAGUCCUGUCAACUUUCAGAUGAGGACUGCUGCGUGCUGCCUCUUUCACAGGACUUUCAGAUAGAAUUUGUGACAAAGUUGAUCAACGAUGCUGGUGUGGCUGCCGUGCCUGGCCGUGGGUUCUUCCACAAGACUUGUGACGGUGAAAGCUACCGUCACCGGUAUGUCAGGUUUGCAUUCUGCAAGGGCGACGACACACUUAAGGCUGCUGCCAUGAAGAUGAAGAAGCUGGCAAGCAGGCAGGGAGAACCAUGGCUUACUGGCAGACAAGAAGAUCAGACUAUGCCUGCCUCUAAUUGAUCGAAACCUUUUCAUUGUUUUACUUGAAUAGAUUUAUUCCUCUUUUUGAUACAACUUUGAUAUCAUGUCAUGUUUCUUUCCGUACAAUAUAUUAUACUUUGACAGAGCAACCUUGCGAACGCAUCCCAUAAAAGUGUAACACCUAGUUGCAUCGUUUUUGUGCUGCUGCAUUGUGAUGCCUGCUAAUAGUAACAUGAUAUCUCA
This is a messenger RNA of Sorghum bicolor (sorghum), 1601 nucleotides long. RefSeq names its product probable N-succinyldiaminopimelate aminotransferase DapC. NCBI's taxonomy places the organism in Eukaryota, Viridiplantae, Streptophyta, Magnoliopsida, Poales, Poaceae. Bases 132 to 1397 code for a protein of 421 amino acids. Gene Ontology annotation, cellular component: cytoplasm. The record is from RefSeq and is a predicted model, not a curated record. Gene Ontology annotation, biological process: biosynthetic process. The transcript is spliced from 10 exons. Gene Ontology annotation, molecular function: L-kynurenine:2-oxoglutarate transaminase activity; pyridoxal phosphate binding.